AACAGCAAAUAUGGUGCGCUACCACCAUCGCACGGAUGCGGGUGGUGCGAGGUACAUGAUGCACACGGUAUUCGCCAAUUCCCGCCCACUCCGUCGGUGCAACCCGUGAGACAAAUCGCAAUGCCCAGACGUUCCUUGAUUGACCAUGAUGAGGGAAAAGAAACGGGUGAAAGGAUCGAGAACGGCUCAGAGAACCAGUAUCGAACUAGCACGGACAUCCUCUGGGGUGGGGAAGGAUCACUGCUGAUGAUGGUGACGAAGCGGAAGAUCAGUCCGGGAACAUGCUCGUUCGAUCAACGGUUGGUUAUCGUCGACGCUCUUGUUGGCGGGAACGUCUUUUCUUUCAGGUACCACGGUUUCACUUACAUCCCAAUUCUCUCACUCCCUCUGUUUUCGUUUCUCCCACGAUCCAUGGAUGAUCGCUACUCUUGUUUUUCCUCCGAUGCUUCUUCGUUUAAUCGCGAUCCCUCCGAACAGUACAACCGUUCCCAUCUCCUAAUCUCCGUCAGCUCAUGGCAUGAUCCAUUCCCAAACAAAGAAGAAAGACCGAAAGAGUCUCAGGUGCUUGUCGAUGAGAAAUGACUGAGGACCAUCCCCGCAACGUUGUCAGAUAACCGACCCGACAAACACAGCCUGCACACAUCCCACCUUGUAGCAUAACAUUCCUAUUUGUCGU
Molecule: messenger RNA, 676 nt
Organism: Dissoconium aciculare CBS 342.82
Lineage: Eukaryota; Fungi; Ascomycota; Dothideomycetes; Mycosphaerellales; Dissoconiaceae
Exons: 1
Coding region: 121-582 (153 amino acids)
Source: RefSeq, a predicted model, not a curated record